Gaeumannomyces tritici R3-111a-1 is the source of this 1616-nucleotide messenger RNA. RefSeq lists its product as hypothetical. Lineage: Eukaryota; Fungi; Ascomycota; Sordariomycetes; Magnaporthales; Magnaporthaceae. Gene Ontology annotation, cellular component: checkpoint clamp complex. Gene Ontology annotation, biological process: DNA damage checkpoint signaling; DNA repair. The coding region runs from base 191 to 1258 and encodes 355 amino acids. The transcript has a single exon. The record is from RefSeq and is a predicted model, not a curated record.
AGCGUGAAUUCCAGGUGGAGUUGCUUCCUCUCAACUGCUUCAACUGACAAUUAACUGAGCUCAUCUCCAAAAUCCAACACUGGCCGCUCACUUGAGCCAUCAAGGGAAAGUUAGCUAAACUGAUCCAUAAAGAGAGAGACGAUACACGCCAACGCACGCCUUGAGCGUCGCAGCUCCAAGCCUGCCCACCAUGACCGCAAACACGCUGGGAACGGCACCGCCGGCGCCUGUAUUCAGGGCAGUGACAAGCUCCACCAGGCCUCUCUACCAGCUGCUCAGGACCAUCAGCUUCACCAACAAGGUGCACGUCGAGAUCACGGGCGAGGGCAUCAGGUUCAUGGCCGAGCACGCACGCGUCAUGCAGGGCGUGGCAUCGCUGAACAAGGCCCUCUUCAGCACCUACGCCCUCAACCUGCUGGCGCCAGAGGACGACGACGACGACGACGAGGCCAGGGCGCCGCUCCCUCCCAGCUUCCAGAUCUCGCUGCCGGCGCUGAUGGAGACGCUGCAGCUCUUCGGCACGGCCGACGCGGCGGCGCGGCAGGCCAAGGCCGACACGGACCCGUACCGCAGCAACCUGCGCAACUACCGGCCCGACGCCUUCAUGCACCAGAACCUCGGCGUGGCCGGCACGUGCUGCCUGUCGUACCAGGACGAGGGGGCACCCUUCAGCGUGGCCAUGGACGAGGCCGGCGUCAGCACCACUUGCAACAUCGUCACGUACCUGCCCGAGGCUCCCGACGAGAUCCCCUUUGACCGCGACGACCUGUCCUUCAAGAUCAUCAUGCAGAGCCGCUGGCUGCUCGACGCGCUCGCCGAGCUGGCGCCCAACUCGCCCACGCGCCUGACGGUGGCCGCCUCGCGCCGCGACCCCUACCUGCGCCUGACGGGCAACGGCCCGCUCGGCAGCUCGGCCGUCGACUUUGCGCGCGGCCGCGACCUGCUCGAGACCCAUUCGGUGCGCGAGCGCUGGCGCCAGAGCUUCAAGUUCGACGUGGUCAAGUCGGCGAGCGAGGCCAUGCGCAUCUCGAGCAAGGUCAGCCUACGCGGCGACGGCCAGGGCGUGCUGAGCUUCCAGUUCAUGGUCGAGGUCGAGGGCGGCGGCAUGCAGUGGCUUGACUUUCGCUUCGUGCCGUACCUGACGCGCGACGAAGAUGGGGAUGACGACGACGACGACGACGACGGCAGCGACGGUGAGGAUGACGAGGGCGAGGGUGACGGCGCUGGUGGGGACCGAGACGAGGGCCAAGGCAGGUAGUGAGGAGAGAAGAGAAGAAGAAAAAAAUAGCCACUUGCGUUCGAUGCAUACCUCUACCAGGUUAUCCUUUGAUGACUACCUACCUAUUCUUGGCACACGCUUGCUGGUCAGAUUGUGUGCUGGCCAUGUAUGUCCCCCCUCCCCCCCACGUUGAUUCCAACCCUAUGAGCUCCUCUUCUCCAGAGCCACCCCCGACCAACAUCCUACAGCAUCUACCUAAAACAAGAAAAAGAAAAUGCCGGGUGCCGCUCUUGUGCAGCACAGAGACUCUGACCAACAGGCCGGUCAGCAAGGGGGACGGGGAUGCACCCAUGGCGACCUUGCGAGCCGUGACUCUGAGGUCUCACGAACUCUGCCG